Messenger RNA from Aedes albopictus (Asian tiger mosquito), 4588 nucleotides. RefSeq lists its product as uncharacterized. Lineage: Eukaryota; Metazoa; Arthropoda; Insecta; Diptera; Culicidae. The transcript is spliced from 7 exons. Bases 162 to 4304 code for a protein of 1380 amino acids. Gene Ontology annotation, molecular function: mRNA binding. Gene Ontology annotation, cellular component: cytoplasm; nucleus. The record is from RefSeq and is a predicted model, not a curated record.
GAAUUUUAAGAGUGUUCAGCAUUUUUAUCGCUGGUGGUCGUGAAACUAAAAUCGUGAGAAAAAGUUUGUUUUUUCAAUAGAAAUCAUCCAAAAAAUUCCCCAAAACAAGUGAAAAUCGAAUUAGGAAGUCUUUCAACUGUUUGUGCUCCGUUUGUGCCGGUAUGAAUCUGAACGAGGUCGUCUACGUGGGCAACGUUCCGAAGCAGGCGACCGACGGCGAGCUGGCGGCGUUCUUCAAAGAUGUCGGCCGGGUAAUCAAGAUUUCGUUUAUGCGGGAGAACCGCAACGACUGCCGCACCAAGAUCGGGUUCGUGCUGUUCGAGAACGAAAUGCAAGCGCUCAAGGCGUGCAGCUUCGACCAGACCAUCUUCCAGUGGAACCGGGUGAUCGUGAUGCUGGUCAACGACGAUCGCCACUUCUGGGCGGGCCAUACCGUUAUCGUGCGGAACAUUUCGUCGGACACCAACGAGGAAGAUCUGUUCGAAGCGUUCGGCCGCUACGGCAUGAUAGAAGCCGUCCAGAUUCCGACCUGCAACUUUGCCUACGUGGGUUUCAAGGAGAAAUCGGCCGCUGUGGCUGCCCAGCGUCUAAACAACACCGUCCUGGGCAAAACGAAGAUCUCGGUCCAGGUGGCGCAGCGGAACAUGCGUGUGCGUCUCGAGGAUCUGGAUAGCUUUAAAACGCCGCGGGUCUAUAAUGAACUGAUGGAUGCCAAACUGAAGUAUGACUACAAUCAGGAGUAUGCAGCGGAGCCAUCGACCGGGAUGGUCGGGAUCGGUGGUACGGGCGCAUCUGCCGCAACGUUUGACUACGAUGAUUACGAGGAUGAUGAGGAUAAUCGGAUCUAUGAUCCAACUACGAAUCGUUUUUAUGACAAACCGAAAGACGGAGGAUCGCGUCCAGCAAAGGAAGAGGAACCAGUCUUUGUGGAGGAUAUUAUAGACGACGAAGAGGACGAUGACGACUUGCUCAUUCCGCCACCAAUCCCAUGGACCAGGUCGAAGGACGAUGAAGGGGUGUCCAUUGAUUUGGUGUCGCCGCAACAUUCGCCGAUUUCGGAGCGAAAUUUGUUCGAUGAAGAGGACCCUAUUGAUGAAUCGGAUUUCUCCACGGUGGAGGUGAGGAGGAAGGAAAUCACUUUCGGAAAAUCUGCCGUGGUGUCCGUGUCCAAUAGUGCCGUACGGGUGGAGAACGUCCCACGGGAGGUUUACGAUGAGGACAUCGUCCGUUACUUUGCCAAAUUUGGGUUACUCAACAGCGUGGAGAUUGCGCAGUCCACAAGUUGUCUUUUCAGCAAGAUCUACACCAUUAUCUACCAGCAGCAGUCGGUGGCUGAGAAAGUCCUGCAAUGCUUCAUGAGGAAGUGCGAAUUUUCCGGCGUCGUCUGUACGCUUUUCACCUUCCGCCCGGAGGACGUUAUCCAGGAAGUGCCCGGGAAAUGUGUCCUCGUAGACUACAUCUCCAACAGCACCGUCUACGAGGACGUGGCCGACGCCUUCCGCAAGGUCGGUCAGGUUAUCUAUCUGAAGAAAACGGGUCGCAACACAACGCCCAGUGUUGUGCACUUUCGGAAUCGAAUCUCGAUGGACCAGGCCGGGAAAGUGGUGAACAUCGACGGCGACAAGGUGCGCGUGGUGCCCUUCGGUCAGGACGCCUUCCGAAAGUUUACCGCCGAGAACCGAAAGCUGAAGGACGCCAGUGUGUCUCAUACGAAGAAGCCACUGAAGAACGUCCGCAUGGUGGACAUCGAGAUGAAGGAAGAGCAGGAACGCAACAAGUACAUGAUUCUGAAGACGGUGUACAACCCGAACUAUCGCAACCCGGACCCGAAGAAUCUGACCAAUGAAGUCGUCAUCUACAACUGCCCGGUGCGCACAACGCUCAAGGACCUCCGGCGCCAUUUCAUCAACAUAGCCUUCGUGACGUUCAUGCGCUGGGAGCAGUCCCCGUACGAUACCAACACCUGGAAGGUGUACGCCAGCUUCGGGUCGUUCGUGGACGCCUUCAACGCCGUCCGGUUGAAGGGCCCGCUGCUCAACUAUCCCAUCUUCAAGCACAUGGCCAGCGAACGGCCCAAGUUCGACUCACUCGAAACGGUGGAGGUCGAGUGUCAGCAAGAUGACGUUUCCGUUACGAAGAUGUACAACAGUUUGGUGGGACAUGGAGCGAUAACCUUCGUCGAUAAAGUGGAUCAUAAGCGGUUUUUGGUUAUCUGUCGGGAUGCGAAAACAGCGAAAAAGAUCAUUCAGCUGAAGGUGUUGGCCAAAACUCCCGUGAAGGCAUUGCUGUAUCGAGAUGUAAUGAACCAACAGAAUGCCCAGGACAUGCCAGUUAGUCGUAGUCCACCGCGGACUCGAUCUCCCGAACGCAAAGAGGAGCUUCCUAGACGACGGAAGGAUUCGACGAAGGAUCUUCCGAUUCCAAUGGACGACCUGAUCGCCCUUCAGCGACGUAUCAUGGACGACGGCGGCGAUAGACGUCGUCCUUCAUCGCGGGAAGAUCGACACCGUCGGGAUGACACAAACGAGUGGGAGCGGGACUUCGAUCAUGGCGGUAGACGAUCUCCCGCUCGUAAAAAUCGUGAUCGUAAAAGGCAAAAAUCGGUCGACAUGGAUAUUACUGAUGAUCAGCCGGAUCCGGUCCCUGUACAUCAGCGUUACAGUCCUGAAUUCAUCCACGAAUUCCAAGCUCCAUGUUUUGAUCAUGAGUACAAUGUCAAUUACCAUCGGCAGCCUGAGGAAGCGCUUGUUUACACUAAUCCUCCAGCACCCAACAUGAUGCCGUUGGGAGGACCACCGAGGGAUUUCGUCCAAGGCUGGGCUCCAGGAGGUCCCAUGUACGUUCCACCAGUCAUGGUUCCUCCUCCGGUUACCAGAAGUGUAUUCAUGCCACAACCUCCGGCUCCAGGUACGGGGGGCAUUCUCGGAGGACCCCUUGCAUUACCAGUACCCACCAUAACGAUCCAUCGCAUCGAGCCAGAUCCGACGAUUCAUCCCGUACCACAGCCGGGAGAUCUCCGAAACUAUCUAGCCGAGAAGAGGAACAUCCGGGCGAAGGACUCCUACGACCCUACGGACGAGUUAGGUCAUCAGCUUGAUGAUCUCAACUCGAACCGUCCCGUCUCUCCGAAGGAAAUGGACCGCAUCGAAAAUUACAUUCGCGAAAAGGAACGACAGAUUCAGAAGCGUCUGCAUUUGUUGGAUAAAAAACUUGUCGACGUCGGUGGCCCUUCGAAACGAGCGAGCCGUUCCCGGGAACGCUCCGUCUCGCCAAGUGAUCGCCAAGCGCACAACCGCAUUGAGGAGAUCCGCGUCGAAAGGGUUAACAUUUCUCGCCAACUGGCUCAACUACGCCAGAAUGGAGAUCAAAAGUCUCGAGCAUUCACCGCCCUCUGCGAACGCCAAUCGGCGAUCGACAGGGAGUGUACCGAUAUUCAGCGACAACUGGAGGCGAAAAAGCUAUGGUUGGCCGAGAGAGCUCGAUCGCUGUCCCGCGAACGCCAUGAAAAGGAACUGGCCGCAAAGCCGCCCAAGCAGAAGAGUCUAUCUCGUGACCGGCGCAGCCGAAGCUCUUCGCGUGGUGCAAGGCGCCGUUUUUCGCGUAGCCGGUCCCGCGAAAACCGCGGACGGCACAACCGAUAUCGCCGAAGCCGAUCGCCGUCGCCCGAUCGCUUCCGUCGCCGUCGGUCGUCAUCGAGGGAUCGCACCGGGCGCCGUCGCUCGAGAUCGCUGGACAGGGGACGGCGCUAUAAUCGACCUUCGACGACGAACAUACGCAGUCCGGAAUCUCUGCUGCGUGAUAUGAGACAACUGGGACGGCCGCGGGAGGGAAAGACCGAUCACUGCGUGUUCAUUGGCAACAUUGCCAAAGGAGUGCCAGAGGAGCAACUGAAGUCCACAUUUGCCCGAUACGGCCGGAUGGUGAUGUGCGAUUUCAGCAUGCUGGAGAAAUUCGGCGAGGUGUACAUUGAUUACCACCAGCGGGAGGACGCUUUCCGGGCACUGGAGAUGAAUCGGGUCAAGAUCGCUGGCAAGCGGCUGCGAGUGGCGUUGAAUUGCCGCAAGCCGGCCAAUCGGGACGGAUACAGUGUCAUCGUGGAAAUGUCCGAACCCGUUCCCGAGCGUGAUCUGUACUCGCGCUUCUUCGAGUGUGGGGAAAUAGAGUUCAUCUGGCAUUAUGAAAAUGCCACCAUCGCUACGGUGACCUUCGAGAGGCCGGAAUCGACACUGAAAGCUUUGAAUAUCCGGGAGUUGCACAAUCGCAUUCCAAUAAUCGUCAGGGAGUACGUCGAGAGCGAACGCUGAGGGAGCGUUACAUUUUAGAUUUUAGGUUUGUUUGCAUGCGUUAAGUAUUGUAUGUAUUACACGUUACCAGGCGAAGGUAACGUUUCAGCACAGGUUCACCUGGAGCCAUGAUCAAGUAAGUAUCCUUUUGUAACAUUCUCUACGAGGAGCUGAAGGUAGUUUUGAAUUUUGAAACAAAUUGAAUAGUUGUGAUGAACAACAAUGUUUAUUUUCGCAUUGUGCGUACUCCUCGGAAGAGCUACAAUGCAUAAAUAGCCGCCAUGAAUAAACUACUUGAAUAGGUA